UGGUGUAACCGACGCACGCUGGCGGCGGAUUUUGAAUUUGGAACUUUUUAAAAAGAGUUUCGAUCUCAAAAUUAAAAGAAUCGGUCAUAUCGGUCGUACUCUUUUGUGUAAUCGGUGAUACUGGCCUGAAACCUAUAACCUUUUUGUGUGCGUUCAUCGUUAGAAACAAAUAGAAUCGAUAAAAUUUUAGAUUAAAAUCGGUGGCUAAUGGGGUUUUAAGAAAAAAAAAUUGACGAUUUAGGCUAAAAAAGAGGUUGGUUAUAAAAUUAAUCAUUGCAACGCGAACGUUUAUAAGGUGACACUGCACUGGCCAGGAACAUUCAACUUUUUUUUGUGUGCUCGAUUGUUUAAAAAAACAUGGACUAAAAGUUUUGAAUUACUUUCGCGCCAAUAAUUUUGUUUUGAAAGUAUUGAAGUUCGGUGUGUGUGUUGGAAUGUAAAAAAAUAUAGAAUGUCAAUUUCAUGAUUAUUAGUCAACAUGGAAAGGAUAUGGACACACUAUUUCCUUGUGUGUCUAACCCUGUGGGUUGCCAUGGCAACUGUUGCAGGAAGAACUUACACUCCAAAAUCUGAAGUCGGUAUACCAGCUGGACUCAUACCAGAAUGUCCUGGAGUGAUGAAGAACGCUACCAUCAGCAACGUGAUGGUGAACUACCUUCAAGUGGUGCACCAUCGGCUCAACGACAAGGGUGAAGUCGUCAGGAAGUCCAUGCCCAUCACUACAGCACCGAGUGUGAUGGCGAAAAGUAAAUAUAUGGAUCUAAAAAACAAGAAGACGGUGUUCUACGCAGUCGGGUUUAUAGACAGCUCCUGGUUCUUACACUCCCAAGCUGUGGGUACAGCCUACGCGAAGCUAGGGUACAACGUGUUUCAGAGCGAAACUAUUGCGUUUCUUACGCAGAUAUACCCAAAGUCAGUUCGCCUAUCCAGAGAAAUAGGGAGAAAGAUAGGCGAAUUCCUCGUCAAGCUGACGGACCAAGGUCUAACAGCUGACAACCUUGAGCUGGCAGGCAUCAGCUUAGGAGCCCACAUAGUGGGAUAUGCUGCCAAACAUUUCUACUCCGUCACAGGAAAGAAACCCUCCAGGGUCACCGGUUUGGAUCCCGCAGGCCCUUGCUUCAGAUCCUUACCUUCAAAAUACAGACUCGACUCAUCAGAUGCAGAAAGAGUCGAUAUUAUACAUACAAAUAUAGACGGUUUUGGCAUAGCAGAGAGACUAGGCCACGUCGACUUCUACGCCAAUGGUGGCGAAUUCCAACCUAGCGAUGUACCUUACGUCCCAUGCUUAGUAAUAUGCAGCCAUAUUAGAGCUAUUCUCUACUGGUGGCAAGCUCUAGAACAUCCCAAGAAGUUCAUAGCAAUAAAAUGUGACUCCAUCCAAGAUGCUCGAUUCUCCAACUGCUAUAACAACACAGAGGUUAACUAUGUUGGAAUGUACACCGAUUUUGGGAAACCAGGCAUAUAUUACCUGCCCACGAAUAACGAGUUUCCGUAUUACAGAGGUAAGAAAGGCUUGAAGGCGGAAAAUGAGAUAUAUACGUCAAUUAUACGGAACAUCAAUUCGGAGGAUAACUUCGUGCUCUGACAGUGAUGUAUAGGUUCUUUGUACGUUUGAUCAAACUGUUACACUGUGCCAAGUGUAGUGGAGAUUGGAA
Messenger RNA from Ostrinia nubilalis (European corn borer), 1655 nucleotides. Its product is annotated as phospholipase A1-like. Lineage: Eukaryota; Metazoa; Arthropoda; Insecta; Lepidoptera; Crambidae. Bases 479 to 1585 code for a protein of 368 amino acids. The record is from RefSeq and is a predicted model, not a curated record. The transcript has 5 exons. Gene Ontology annotation, molecular function: lipase activity. Gene Ontology annotation, biological process: lipid catabolic process.